AUGAUUCUGGACCCAAACAUUGGCGCUUGGCAAGGCACUCGAGUCCUCCCCCGCGAAGCCAAGGAAACAUGCCACGAUGACAUGCAGUCAGAUACCUGCGAGAAACCCGGCAUGUCAACAGGCGAGAUUUUAAUUGUUCUCCUCAUAGCCACUCUUAUUGCCGUCUGCUGUCUUGUAGCCCUUCUGUGCGUCUUUCACCGUCGCAAACAACGCCUCGAUAAACUCGAAGACAUCAAAGACGUUCAAGAACUUGACGACUAUGGCCUCGCCCCCAUCAAACCAAGACCCGUGAAACUACCCCAAGCACCACCGCCAACCUAUGACAAAACGCACGAGGGAAAGCCCAACAGCGCGGCGGACCAAACUUGGGAUCGAACAAAUCGAAACUCGACAGACUCGUUAACACCGUCACUUCGCCAAGCCAUGGGCGUCACGCCCCGCGACACACUGGCCAAUAGCUAG
This is a messenger RNA of Fusarium pseudograminearum CS3096, 462 nucleotides long. RefSeq lists its product as uncharacterized. The coding region runs from base 1 to 462 and encodes 153 amino acids. NCBI's taxonomy places the organism in Eukaryota, Fungi, Ascomycota, Sordariomycetes, Hypocreales, Nectriaceae. The transcript has 2 exons. The record is from RefSeq and is a predicted model, not a curated record.